GGUCCAAUAGAAAAAUCCGGAGCAGCGGCGGCGACGGCGACGACGGCGAGGCCACCUGCGGAGACUGCCACGGCAGCCGGGGCUCACCUCCGAUCGAUCGUGUGUUCGCGUGCCCGGCCGGAGGCACUGCCAAAGGGGCCGAAAAGCAGCGGGGAAUUUCUUCGCACCGCAGCGCACGCAAGGAAUCCAUCCGUCGAGGAAGGGAGCGGAGCGAAUGGGAAGGAAGGGUUCCGAUUCCAGCUGGGCCUAGGGUGCGUGCCCAAACACGCGGAGGACGGAGGACGGAGACAGCCGGGAGGCGGCGGCGGCGCCGGGUUUGAUGAGGAAGUCGGGAACAAAAGAGGAUAUUAAGGCGGUUCAUGUGAAUUCAUCUCCUGUUUGUGCUCAAGCAGGAGGAAGACGAUCUGAUUUGAUGAUUCGAGCGUGCACUUGUACCAGAAGGUCAUCGUCGCUUCAUAAUCCCAAUAAUACCGAUAUUUUGAUGACCUGCAAAGGCUGUGGUGGCGAAUCAAUAGUGGACAGAGGUGGGCCAUCCUGUGCCAGCAAGGCUAACACCAGAGGCUUGGAGCUCCCGAGACCUAUAGACCCUGAGGUGAGAUGGAAGACGGUAAACAAAAGACCAAGAGCUGCAAGGAGAGCAAGGACCUCCUUCUCUGGAGAAGACAGAAUGAAGGAUGCAAUUAAAUCUUUCUAUGCAUGUCCCAAUGCCGCGAAUCGAGAAGUGGCACAAAAAGAUGUCCCGGUCUCUGAAUCUGAGAAGCUUGGGGUAUCUAUUCUUGGUCGGCGCUUUAGUGAUCCAUUGGAAAGUGUUCCAAUAAAAAAGAGAAGAGUUCUUAUGGAUUGUUCUCCAUCACCUCCACCCACCCCAUUGCUAGUGGAUCCUUAUGAAAAAAAACUGAGGAUAUCUUCUGGAGGCAUCUCAUCAUAUGGCAAGCAUCGCAAGGCUAAAACACCUGGAGGCAAGUGCAUGGAUGAAAAGAGAGCCCUCCUUGACAUUGAUGAUUUUUCUGGUAUAUCAAUACUGGCUGCUGCUGCCUGUGAAAGCGAAAUGGAUGUUGCCAUGCUAAAUGGUGAAUGCUCGAAGUCAGCCCACUCUCUUGAAGAAAGAAAGUCCGAGCCUAUCUCUGGUAGUUCAGAGUUGGGUCUCCUACAUGAAAUCAAGGGGCAUAAGUUAACCGUUCCAGAUGCUUCACAUUGCAAGUUGAACAGGGCUAAAAAGUUAUCUGAAACAGCUCCUGACAUGGAGCCUUCGUUACCUACUACGUUGAACAGCUCCGAAUCUGCUCCUGAUAUGAAUCCCUUGCUUCUGACAACAUUAAAAAGCUCAGAGAAUUGUGUUGAAUCUGCAGCUGCUUUGGAGGCUAAUACACCACUUCUUUCUUUGUUGAGCAAUGCAAACAAAACUGAGGAAUUUUUAUCUGUUUCUGAUGCUAAAUCUUCAGAUGUUGCCAUAUCAACCAACUCAAGUACAGACAAACCAGAUGGCUGCUUCAGAGAUAGAAUUGUUCAUACCAAGCAUUCCAAUGCUGCUCGUGAUUCUAGACUGCACUGGGAUCUUAACGUCGCGAUGGAGGCGUGGGACAUUCAUAGCGGCGGUGAUGAUCAUGAUAUGGUCGGUCCUGGUCCUGUAGCCUCUGUAAGUGGUUGUAAUGAUGCUGAAAAGGAGAUGAACAAAGUGCAGGUGUGUGAGGAUCUUUCGGAGUUAACAGUUGCUGUGGACCAUCAUUCUGGCGAUGAAGUUCAUGUGGUUGAUGUUGCGAAAAAUAUUAAGACAAAAAGUGAAGGCGACUUCCCAGGUCAUUCAUUUCAAACUCUGUGCAGUGGAUCUCCCCAGAACAUGCAGCUAUUGGAAUCUGAAUCUCUAAAUGGAAAUAAUUGCUCUGCAGAAACAAAUGGCUUUCUUGAUCUACAGAAGAGAAGUUAUGUUUCUGAAGUGGAAUUGCAUCUAGGAUCUAAUCGAGAUUUGAGGUCUUCGGCUCUUACUACUGAACAUUUUGCUUUCACUGCAAACGAGGAGAAACUUAAUGCUUCACGCACGUCACCCCUUGACUGUGAAGGUUCGUCUCUCUUGGCUUCUGAGGAUGGUCAUGAUGGAGGUAGUUCAAUUCAAACAAGUGAUUUGGUCUUCAGAGUGAAGCCUAUGACAAGCAGAAUAGUUUCUGAGGAAAGCACAAACAUUGCAACAGUAACGGUUUCGAAUAAAAGUUGUACUGACAUUGGCUCGCCUGAUGAUAAACUCGGGCAAGCUUCACUUCAAAGCAUAUCUGAAUAUAAAAACCAGGAGCUUUUUGAUGUUGAUUCAGGAACUAGUAAAAUUGAUCAGUCGGUCAAUGAUGGGGCUGAACAUGCCAGUGAUGUAUUGUGUGUUGCCAAGAGAACUGCAGAUGCAGACACUGAUUUGGAACAUCCAGAGAAUAACCUGGACACUUCUAAUCGCGUUCUGUCCUAUGUGCAUGAAGAGGGUGGUGUGGGUGCAACAAUUAAUCACAAAAACCCUUUAAUUACUUGUGCCAACAGUAGCAGUGCAGAAACAUAUUACAUUUCCAGUGGUACUCAUGCUCGUGGUCUCAAUUCAGAAUGCACUAGACAAGCAGCUACUGAUAUGGACAGUAUAGUGGAUUCACAAUCUGCAGCACAAAGCUAUCCAAGUGGUUACAAAAAUGCCCUUCAGAAGGUUGCAUCGAAUAACUGCCUAGAACACUGCUAUCAGACAGGCACAUCUCAUAUUAGCAAAGACCUUUCAGUGACCGGAAAAGUUGAUGUUGAGGAAGAUGAUUCUCAGUAUGAGGAUGGGGAACUUAGGGAAUCCGGUGACCGUUAUUGGGUGAAUGAUGGGUAUGAUGAAGUUAAAUGUGCCAAUCAUCAGGUAUCAAAUUACAAGGAUGAAAAGGCUGCUCCAGACAUUCAUCUUGUACCAGUUGGCUCUGUUUCAAACAAUAUGGUUACUGCAGUUGCUGAUUACAAUGGAACACACUCCAGGAAGGAAGAUUGUGAUGUUUCACCGGUCUCCUCAAAGCGCUCAUGGUCAAGCAACUGCCUAGAUGGUGGAUCUGGCAUAAUGUAUUCUACGACCACUCGUAGCGAUCAUGUGAGUAUGAGAAAUGAAACUCGAAUGUAUGGCAACUCUGACCGUGCAAUAGCUGGAUCUGCUGCGACCGUUAGCCAGUCUGAAAGAGGCACUGAUGGUUUAGGUGAUGAUCCACUGAAUAUCAGCACAAAGCUAAUAGGAUGGGAUACGUUGCCUGAAGAUCAGCAGCACUCGAGACAUGAUUCAAGGGACAGAGUUGAUUCUUCUAACCAGUGUGCUUUAGGCACAUUAGAGGUAGCUGAAGCUGGUACAUCAUUUCAACAAAUGGGGUUAACAAAUAGAGACGUGCAAUCACGACUUGGUCGGCCAAGAUCGUUUGACCGACCCUAUAGAAAUGAGCAGUGCAGAUCUGAUGAUGGUUAUGGUUCGGGCUUGAAAGCUGAAAGGACCAUUGAUAGAUCACAUGGGAGGGGUGGAGCAUCCCGUCAUAUUCAAGCAAGCAGCCGAGGGGAGCAGUGGAUGGAAAAUUCUAGCAACUCUCGCACUACACAACAAAGAUCACCUGAUUAUUAUAAUUAUGGCCCACCUGGUCCAAGAAAUGCCGCGGAAGCUGCCGUUGCAAAGAUGGAGAGCAAUGGCUUUGUUGUUGCACCUGAUGGCACUUUGGUAAGAGCUGUUGAUGCAGCAAAUGCACGGAGGGUGAGAAACACAAGUAGCUCAUAUCACCCUUUGCCUGGACGGGGUUCUCCAAUUGACAAAGAUGGAAGUUGUGGGUUGUCCAGAGCACCUGCACAGGCUAGAGAAGCACCUCCAGAACGACGCUUUGGUGCUAGUGGAAACCAGUCUGGUCGAUAUGAUCCUGAGAUUGAUAAAGAUCAUGCCACUGAUGGAAAUUUGAGUUCAGUUCGUUGCCCACUGUCUAAUAGACAACGGAGGUUCCCACCGCAUAGAGCCUCACUUAACCUCUCACGUGCUCACAGCAGAUCUCCUUCUGGAUCAAGAUCUCGAUCCCCACAUACUUGGACAUCUCCCAGGAACAGAAGGGAAAUUAUGGCAAAUGGAGGCUCAAGUAUACGGAGACAUAGUAGAUCUCCUAAUUACAUGACUGAAGUUAGAAUUGGUAGAAUGACUUCACCUCGAAGACAACCUGGAUUCAAUGAUCGAGUUAUGCGUGAUAGUUCUUCAUCAAGAAAUCACACAUACGCUCAACAUGAUUCAACAUGGGUUGAAGGAAGGAGCUGCUCAACAGUAAAUAUUGCUGAUCAUAAGAAACGAUGUUCAAGGAGGAGCCCACUUCCGAGAAUCACCUCAAGAGAUGACAGAUUUGACGUAAUGGAUUCCCAAGGACAGCCAAGAUCACGAGAAUUCCACCGUGCAACAGAGGUUCCCUACGGCUUUGAAAAGGGAAAUAAACAUGGUAGGAAUGGUGAUGAUAAAAGGGAAUAUAAUGAUAGAUAUGGAACCGUCAAGCCAUAUGAACGGAAUGGCACCGUGAAGCAGUUCAGGAAUCAUACUGGAGAUAAACUUCAUCCACGCAUUUCUGCACCCAGAUCACCUGAACCGCAAAGAAGGGGAAGCCCUCGGAGAUUUUGACGAGAGCUUUGAGAGGAAGCUGACGAUAGUAUCAGUCACUACUCUUCGACAAAUGGAUGUCUGCUCAAGCCACAAAAGUGCUGGAAUCAUGCACCUUUUGGAGUGAAUGCAGAUUAACUACACAUUUUUCCUGUUUUCCCUUGUAAAUAUUUAUAUCAGUAGUAGGAUCACAUCACAUGUCUCAGCAUUUUGGCUGCCCUUUUUAUUCUAUAUUUUCUCUUACUUUUCUCACUUUAUGCAAUCUUAUUUAAUGGGCAUUAUCCCUGUAUGAGGUUCGUUUAAACAUGAUCAAUCAAUUAAUUUUGAGCUGAAGGGUCUGGUA
This is a messenger RNA of Lolium rigidum, 4943 nucleotides long. RefSeq lists its product as uncharacterized. NCBI's taxonomy places the organism in Eukaryota, Viridiplantae, Streptophyta, Magnoliopsida, Poales, Poaceae. The record is from RefSeq and is a predicted model, not a curated record. The transcript is spliced from 5 exons. The coding region runs from base 320 to 4621 and encodes 1433 amino acids.